UGGAAUUGCAGUUCGAGAGAUUUCUUUAAGAGAGAAUGGAAUAUGGCAAUUUCUUGUUCGUUGUUUGGAUUGGUAUUUUCUUACCAGCGAAUGUAGCAGAUGCUGUUAGAUCCCUUGGUUCCCACCGGUUAUCAAGGGAUGCUCCAACGCCGCCUCCGACGAUAUCACCUGAAUACUGGAUCCAUCAGAAGCUGGACCACUUUAAUGUUGAUGACAAUCGCUACUGGAAACAGAGAUACUACGUCUUCGACAAGUUCUACAAGCCCGGCGGUCCGGCCUUCCUGACCCUCGGGGGAGAGGGUGCCCUUGGGGUGUACGUGCAGGAGGGGGCCUGGAUGGAUUAUAUUCAGGCGUACCAUGCCAUAGGCUUUGCCGUGGAACAUCGUUACUAUGGCGAAAGUCACCCCACACCCGACCUGAGCACACCUAACCUGCAGUACUUGACUGUAGAGCAAGCCUUGCAGGACUUCGCCACCUUCAUAGUAGCGGCAAACAAGGAACACAACCUCACUGACACAAAGUGGAUCGCAUUCGGAGGGUCCUAUUCAGGUAUGUUGUCCUCCUACCUACGCUACAAGUUCCCCCAUCUGGUUGCCGGGGCAUUAGCAUCCAGUGCACCUGUUGGCGUGUCUGUGUUUUCUCCAGAGUUCCUAGUAAGUAUCGGGGAAUCUCUUCGCUCUGUACCCGGAUGUUACCAGGCAGUUGGUGAUGCCUUCAAUGAUGUGAGGGAGCAUCUCAAGACUGACACUGGCGCCCAACACUUGCAGUCACUGUUCAGGCUGUGUGCUUUUGAUCGCACAGACAAGCUGGACGUGGAGAACCUGAUGGAUGGACUGCUGUCACCUGUCAUUAACACAGCGCAGUAUAGUAACGAUAACAUGGGGUACUUGACAGAUCCCCUCUCUAUAGCGUCCAUGUGCCGGGUUAUGACAGACACCAGCAGGGGAACUCCCCUGCACCGCCUGGCUGACUAUCAGGCAAUCGUCUACAACAACUAUACACAUGUCAGAGAUCCUUGCAACGACGUGACCUUCACCUUCAUGGUAAACAACGCCAAGAACAUGACGUUCAAGAGCGGAGACAUCGCUCACGGACGCCAGUGGAUGUACCAAAUGUGCUCUCAGCUCGGAGCCUUCGUCACAUCAACGUCUGACAAUCAGCCGUUUGGACACGUCAUCAGUGAAGAUUAUGUUGAGAGGGUCUGCCAAGCCUACUUUGGUCCAGCAUUCAACGUGACCCUGUUGACCAGAGGCGAGCGGGAGAUGUUGGUUGACUACGGAGGCCUAGGGAUUCAGGCCACCAACGUGGUGUACACCCAGGGCUCAUAUGAUCCAUGGCACAAGUAUGGUUUCACCAAGGAUCCAAACCCAAAGGCCCCUGUCAUCGUCAUACAAGGUGUGGGUCAUGUCGCAGACCUAUUCAAAUCUUCACCCAUGGAUAAUGUCCAGCUGAAGCAAGCACGAAACCAUAUCCGGCGUCUCAUUAGACAGUGGAUAUCGUCUGGGAAUGCUCCUAUCGUUGGAUGAGGUUCCACACCCCUGCAGUCACAAUGUGUCAACUGGUAUAUCCAUCAUUCAAGUAUAACGUCAUAUAAAGUAUAAACGAAUAAAUACAAAUUGCGUGUCAAGAUUUCGUUCAUUUUCUCAUUGAAAUAGUUAUUACAAUUGAUUUUCCUCAGAUUCUGUCGAGGUUAUACUUUGAUUACCAUUUGUGCCACCAUUUGUGCCACUGUUUAGAAACGUGAAUUUUGCAAGAAUAAAUGUUUUAGUAUUUAUAACAGAAUAUGUAAUUCGUAUCACACCGACGAGGUAUUUCAGGAUAUGUUUUCGACGAUAGGAAGUUAUCACAGAUGUUUUCUGGAAUUUAAAAUUUCCUGCAUUAGGAAUAAAAACAAUUUGAAUCACUACCUCAGUGAGUGAGUGAGUGAGUGAGUUGGGUU
Messenger RNA from Haliotis rufescens (red abalone), 1939 nucleotides. RefSeq names its product putative serine protease K12H4.7. Gene Ontology annotation, molecular function: serine-type exopeptidase activity; dipeptidyl-peptidase activity. Lineage: Eukaryota; Metazoa; Mollusca; Gastropoda; Lepetellida; Haliotidae. Gene Ontology annotation, biological process: proteolysis. The transcript is spliced from 10 exons. The record is from RefSeq and is a predicted model, not a curated record. The coding region runs from base 36 to 1526 and encodes 496 amino acids.